AUGGCCUGGGCCAUUAACCACUACCGCGACAACGCCAUCACCUACAAAGACCAGCGCGACAAAGCCACCAAAAGUCUCCGCCUGGCUAACGACACCAUCAAAGACAUGCAGACCCGUCAGCGUGAUGUCGCUGCACUGGAUGCCAAAUACACCGGAGAACUGGCUGAUGCGAAAGAAACCAUUGAGCGUCUGCAUAGCGAUGUCAUUGCUGGCCGUAAGCGGCUGCAAGUCGCCGCCACCUGUGCAAAGUCAACGACCGGAGCCAGCAGCAUGGGCGAUGGAGAAAGCCCAAGACUUACAGCAGAUGCUGAACUCAAUUAUUACCGUCUCCGAAGUGGAAUCGACAGGAUAACCGCGCAGGUUAACUACCUGCAGGAAUACAUCAGGACGCAAUGCCUGAAAUAA
Molecule: messenger RNA, 405 nt
Organism: Auanema sp. JU1783
Lineage: Eukaryota; Metazoa; Nematoda; Chromadorea; Rhabditida; Rhabditidae
Source: the annotation of a GenBank genome assembly